Messenger RNA from Megalops cyprinoides (Indo-Pacific tarpon), 3740 nucleotides. RefSeq names its product solute carrier family 4 member 4a (gene slc4a4a). Bases 34 to 3375 code for a protein of 1113 amino acids. The transcript is spliced from 27 exons. Gene Ontology annotation, molecular function: solute:inorganic anion antiporter activity; monoatomic anion transmembrane transporter activity; sodium:bicarbonate symporter activity. The record is from RefSeq and is a predicted model, not a curated record. Gene Ontology annotation, cellular component: basolateral plasma membrane; plasma membrane. Lineage: Eukaryota; Metazoa; Chordata; Actinopteri; Elopiformes; Megalopidae. Gene Ontology annotation, biological process: regulation of intracellular pH; transmembrane transport; monoatomic anion transport.
GAAGAAAUCGCCAGGGGUUGAAGACGUUUCAAAAUGAGCAGCGACAAGAACAAGAUGGAGGACGAGGCGGUGCUGGACCGGGGGGCAUCCUUCCUCAAGCACGUCUGCGACGAGGAGGAGGUGGAAGGUCACCACACCAUCUACAUCGGCGUGCACGUGCCCAAGAGCUACAGGAGGCGGAGACGCCACCGUAGGAGAACCAGCCACAAGGACAGGAAGGAGAAAGUGACGGAGAACGCCUCUGACAAGUCGGACGCGGAGAACAACGACGAGGCCGGCAACAGCAUCCUCAAACCGCUCAUCUCCCCGGCGGCCGAGCGGAUCCGCUUCAUCCUGGGGGAGGAUGAUGAUGGCCCCGCUCCCCCUCAGCUCUUCACAGAACUGGACGAGCUGCUGUCUGUGGACGGCCAGGAGAUGGAGUGGAAGGAAACAGCAAGGUGGAUCAAGUUCGAGGAGAAGGUGGAGAAGGGAGGAGAGCGGUGGAGCAAGCCGCACGUGGCCACGCUGUCCUUGCACAGCCUGUUCGAGCUGCGCACCUGCAUAGAGAAGGGCACCAUCAUGCUGGACCUGGAGGCGUCCACCCUCCCUCAGGUUGUGGAGAUGAUUACUGACAGUCAGAUUGAGAACGGUCUGCUAAAAGCGGACCUGAAGGACAAGGUGAUGUACACCUUGCUGCGUAAACACCGACACCAGACCAAGAAGUCUAACCUGCGCUCACUGGCCGACAUCGGCAAGACGGUCUCCAGCGCAAGUAGGCUGUUUUCCAACCCGGAUAAUGCACGUAGUCCGCUUGAAAACUCUGUGCCUUGCCUAACGGUCCGCACUUCUGAAGAGGAGCUGCCAGUCCAGAGGAGCCCUAGCAUGGGAUGGCUUAGUAGCCCAACGACAACCCAUCGAAAUCUGACGUCCAGCAGCUUGAACGACAUCUCUGACAAACCAGAGAAAGAGCAGCUGAAGAACAAGUUCAUGAAGAAGCUGCCCCGCGAUGCAGAGGCCUCCAAUGUCCUGGUUGGGGAAGUCGACUUCCUGGACACUCCUUUUGUGGCGUUCGUCCGACUGCAGCAAGCCGUCAUGCUGGGAGCUCUGACUGAAGUCCCUGUUCCAACAAGAUUCCUGUUUAUCCUGCUGGGACCCAAAGGCAAAGCCAAGUCCUACCAUGAAAUCGGGAGAGCGAUUGCCACUCUCAUGUCUGAUGAAGUCUUCCAUGACAUCGCGUACAAGGCCAAGGACAGGCAGGAUCUUCUGGCUGGCAUUGAUGAGUUCUUGGAUGAGGUCAUCGUCCUGCCCCCCGGGGAAUGGGAUCCUGCCAUCAGGAUAGAGCCUCCGAAGUCCCUGCCAUCCUCGGAUAAACGAAAGAACAUGUACGCCGGAGGGGAUAACGUGCAGAUGAAUGGCGACACGCCCCACGACGGAGGACACGGGGGAGGAGGGCACCAAGUGGGCGACGAGCUAAAGAAGACGGGGAGGUUUUGUGGCGGCCUCAUACUCGACAUCAAAAGGAAGGCCCCGUUUUUCGCCAGCGACUUUUAUGACGCCUUGCACAUCCAGUCCCUAUCGGCCAUUCUGUUCAUUUACCUGGGGACGGUCACCAAUGCCAUCACUUUCGGGGGUCUGCUGGGGGACGCUACAGACAAUAUGCAGGGAGUGCUGGAGAGCUUCCUGGGCACAGCGGUCUCUGGAGCCGUCUUCUGUCUGCUGGCCGGGCAGCCCCUCACCAUCCUCAGCAGCACGGGGCCCGUGCUCGUCUUUGAGAGGCUGCUCUUCAACUUCAGCAGGGACAACUUGUUUGACUACUUGGAGUUCCGCCUGUGGAUCGGUCUGUGGUCGGCGUUCUUCUGCCUCGUUCUGGUGGCGACGGACGCCAGCUUCCUGGUCCAGUACUUCACCCGCUUCACCGAGGAGGGCUUCUCCUCGCUCAUCAGCUUCAUCUUCAUCUACGACGCCUUCAAGAAGAUGCUGAAGCUGGCCCACUACUACCCCAUUAACUCGGACUAUAAGGUCGACUACGUGACGCAGUAUGACUGCCUGUGCAUGGCUCCUACCAUAGACAACAGCUCAGGACUCUAUAGUGAUUCACUGGAUGGGACCACCGUUUGGAUGAUGAACAGCACCGAUUUGCCAUUAAAUGCCACCUGGUCUUCGCUGACCAAGAAGGAGUGUCUGAAGUAUGGCGGAGAGCUGGUGGGCAAGGCCUGUGAUUUUGUCCCCGAUAUUACCCUGAUGUCCUUCAUCCUGUUCUUCGGGACCUACACGUGCUCCAUGUGUCUGAAGAAGUUCAAGACCAGCCCUUUCUUCCCCACCACCGUAAGGAAACUUGUCAGCGACUUUGCCAUUAUUUUGGCCAUUUUGAUUUUCUGUGGGGUAGAUGCGCUGGUUGGAGUGGACACUCCUAAACUCAUUGUGCCAAGCGAAUUCAAGCCAACAAAUCCUGCAAGGGGCUGGUUCGUGCCCCCGUUCGGGGGCAACCCCUGGUGGGUGUACCUGGCCUCGGCACUCCCGGCUCUCCUCGUCACCAUCCUGCUCUUCAUGGACCAGCAGAUCACUGCUGUCAUCGUCAACAGGAAGGAGCACAAGCUCAAGAAAGGCGCGGGGUACCACCUGGACCUGUUUUGGGUGUCCGUUCUCAUGAUCGUCUGCUCCUUCAUGGGACUGCCCUGGUAUGUGGCUGCCACCGUCAUCUCCAUCGCCCACAUUGACAGUCUGAAGAUGGAGACAGAAACGUCGGCCCCCGGGGAACAGCCCAAAUUUUUGGGAGUGAGGGAGCAGAGGGUCACUGGUGUCUGCGUCUUCAUCCUCACAGGACUGUCCGUCUUCAUGUCGCCAAUCCUCAAGUUCAUUCCCAUGCCUGUGCUAUAUGGUGUCUUCCUCUAUAUGGGUGUGGCCUCACUCAAUGGUGUUCAGUUCAUGGACAGGCUCAAGCUGCUCCUGAUGCCCGCCAAGCACCAGCCCGACCUGGUAUACCUGCGUCAUGUGCCCCUGCGCAAAGUCCACCUCUUCACCUUCAUCCAGGCCCUCUGCCUGGCCCUGCUCUGGCUCCUCAAGUCCACCGUGGCCGCCAUCAUCUUUCCGGUCAUGAUACUGGCGCUUGUGGCCGUGAGGAAGGCCAUGGACUACCUCUUCUCCCAGCUUGACCUCAGCUUCCUGGACGAUGUCAUUCCUGAGAAGGACAAGAAGAAGAAGGAAGACGAGAAAAAGAAGAAGAAAAAGAAAGGGAGCAUAGACAGCGACGCUGAUGAUUCCGACUACCCCUACAACGAAAGUGUCCCCAGCAUUAAAAUCCCUAUGGACAUGAUGGAGCAGGAGCCGUUCUUGGGUGAAAAACCCUCGGACAGAGAAAAGUCCCCAUCUUUCCUUGAACGACACACGUCAUGCUGAGCGGCUGCACUAUUUCCACACCAACUCCCUGUCAAGUCCUGAGAGCAAUCCAUUUAAAUCUGUGCCUCAGAUUAGAAUAGACCUUGAACCGGAGGACAACGGAUUCUUCUGGCGGAGUCGAGGGUCUGAGACAUCUCUUUAACCAGUAGGACCCUGCCUCUCCCGAUGAACCAGCCAAUCCUCUCACAGACACACAGAAGACCUUUCUAUUUGCAUUUUUAUGUUCCCUUUCCUGUAUUAAAAACAACAAAAAAACUACUGACUGAAUUAUUUUCUUAUGUGAAAAUGCAUCACAUAGAGGGACUAACCCCCACACUGCUGCUUUCUGCAAAGAGAACAAACUGACUAUUAACGGAAUGAGAACA